Molecule: messenger RNA, 1239 nt
Organism: Capsicum annuum
Lineage: Eukaryota; Viridiplantae; Streptophyta; Magnoliopsida; Solanales; Solanaceae
Product: ran-binding protein 1 homolog b
Exons: 4
Coding region: 15-839 (274 amino acids)
Biological process (GO): nucleocytoplasmic transport
Cellular component (GO): nuclear pore; cytoplasm
Molecular function (GO): GTPase activator activity
Source: RefSeq, a predicted model, not a curated record
AAAAAAAAAAAAUCAUGAGCGUUAGCAUCACGCUUUCUUCCGAAAAGAACUCUUAUAUAAACCUUUCUUCCCGGAAAUGUUCCAGCGUCUCACUAUCUUUUCUCUCUCUAGAAAAACCUCACACAGCAUCCGUGCAGUUAACAAUGUCGACCGCCGAACCUGAGCACGAACGCCGUACAGAGGAAGAAGCCGCCGGAGCCGAUGACGAAGAUACCGGAGCUCAAGUUGCGCCGAUUGUACGGCUAGAAGAAGUAGCCGUAACAACUGGCGAAGAGAACGAAGAUGCUAUUCUCGAUUUGAAAGCUAAGCUUUAUCGAUUUGACAAAGGUGGAAAUCAGUGGAAAGAGAGAGGUGCUGGUACUGUUAAAUUUUUAAAGCAUAAGGAAACUGGAAAAGUUCGCCUUGUUAUGCGUCAAUCCAAGACUCUCAAGAUCUGUGCCAAUCAUCUAGUUAUUCCAACGAUGACCGUUCAGGAACAUGCUGGAAACGAGAAGUCUUGUGUUUGGCAUGCAGCAGAUUUUGCUGAUGGCGAAUUGAAGGAUGAAUUUUUCUGUAUCAGAUUUGCAUCCAUUGAGAAUUGCAAGACCUUCAUGGAGACUUUCCAAGAGGUUGCUGAAUCACAAAAGAAGAAAGAGGAAAAUGAGGAUGCAUCUAAAGCUGAAGAGGAAAAUGAGGAUGCAUCUAAAGCUGCUGGCCUACUUGAGAAGUUGAGUGUUGAAGAUAAGAAAUCAGAAGAAAAGAGCGAGGAGAAAGCUGAGGAGAAAACAAAGGCAGAUGACAUCAAAGAAGAGAAGCCUUCUGAUGAUGCAGAGAAAAAGGAUGAGACUGCUUCAGCCUGAGAGAUGUUUGUCAUGCACUCCAAAUGUAGUUGGUGAGGUUCGUAGUACCUCCAGUUUUGCCAACCAAAUUUGGGUAUAGUCUGGUCAAGUGCAAGAGGUGUUUACUUCUUGGUGUUGGUUUGGGCAGGGUCGUCUUGUGUGUGUGUGUGUGUGUGUGGGUGGGGGGGGGGGGGGGGGGCGAGUUUGUUAUUUGUUUUGUCCAUCUCCUGGGGUGUUUCAAUGUCUUGGAGAAACGUUAAGGUCGGUCUUGUUCUCUGAUUGAGCUAUUGUGUUGGUCUACUAGCAAGUCUUGGUAAUUAUAUUCCCAUCUGUACGUUGUUUAAGUUGGUCCUCUUUUCGAGGCUGUUCUUUCUCAGUGACUUUGGUUCCAUAUAAUUCCAUUCAUUACUUAGCUGAUGCA